AAGGAAUAAUCUGGAGAAGACAUUCCACCGGCGCUUGCCAGUGGACCAGCACCAACACCUGAAGCCCAAACAGGUCGAUCGCACCAACAGAUUGUACGGAUAUGGGCAGCUGCUGGGAGGAGAGAUCGAUAAAGAGAUUAAUAAGAUCCAAGUGAUCGAGUAGGUUUCAGACUCUCUCUUUCUGAAGGGAGACGAAGAAGAAUCUUCAGAGAACCGCCAGCUACUUACUUCGUCCCAUGGAAGGAGAUCGAGGAGCUCCGCGCAGCUGCUACGAACUAGAGGUGCCCUUCUCCACUACUCCACAGCCAAUUCAAGAGAUGGGUGGUUUUAUGCAGUUCGAAGAAAGCCAGGGCCUAAGCUUCUUGGUCCCUUCUCAGUCGUCUCAGCUGUCUCUGCCUCUCAACCACAACAACAAUGGCAGCAGCAACAGCGUGGGGCUUAAUGGCAACGAAGUUGCUACGAGGCCUCUUUGGAAUGACACCCAGGUGGGGAAGUUGGACGCCAAGACUAUUAAUGAAGAGAACUCCAGCGGUAACGUUAACGAUGGCAACAAUAAUUCAUGGUGGAGAAAUUCAUCUUCAGAUAAGAACAAAGUAAAGGCGAGGAGGAAGCUUAGAGAACCAAGAUUUUGUUUUCAAACAAGAAGCGAUGUGGAUGUGCUAGACGAUGGUUACAAAUGGAGGAAGUACGGACAGAAAGUUGUCAAGAAUAGCCUCCACCCCAGUUACUAUCGUUGCACACACAAUAAUUGUCGAGUGAAGAAGAGGGUUGAACGCUUAUCUGAAGACUGUCGAAUGGUGAUAACAACUUAUGAAGGUAGACACACUCAUUCUCCAUGUGAUGACUCAAAUUCAGCUGAACAUGAAUGCUUUGGCUCAUUUUGACAACUCAAUAAAAGGAAGAAAAGCCAUAUCGUAGUGUUUGUAUAAUGUGUGCAUCUGUUGUAAGAAUCUUUCAUGAGGGAUUGCAUUUCUUUGUAUAAAUUAAAUGGCUAUUGUUCAAAAUAUUAAUCCAAAUCUGAAUUAUAUGCUUA
Molecule: messenger RNA, 1033 nt
Organism: Nelumbo nucifera (sacred lotus)
Lineage: Eukaryota; Viridiplantae; Streptophyta; Magnoliopsida; Proteales; Nelumbonaceae
Product: putative WRKY transcription factor 12
Biological process (GO): regulation of DNA-templated transcription
Molecular function (GO): sequence-specific DNA binding; DNA-binding transcription factor activity
Source: RefSeq, a predicted model, not a curated record